This is a messenger RNA of Chlamydomonas reinhardtii, 2571 nucleotides long. RefSeq lists its product as uncharacterized. Bases 118 to 1617 code for a protein of 499 amino acids. Gene Ontology annotation, cellular component: cytosol. The record is from RefSeq and is a predicted model, not a curated record. NCBI's taxonomy places the organism in Eukaryota, Viridiplantae, Chlorophyta, Chlorophyceae, Chlamydomonadales, Chlamydomonadaceae. The transcript is spliced from 15 exons. Gene Ontology annotation, molecular function: oxidoreductase activity.
GCCUACACACUGUCUUACUUGUCAGCUCAUUGAUACGCCUGUACUUUCUGGAAACGGGCCGCGAUCGGCGAAAUGCACACUCUAUACUCUCGCUAAAUACAGGCAACCUCCAGCAGAAUGCUGGCUUUAGCUUGCGUAGCCCUUCUUGCAGCUGCUGGUCCUUGGAGCCUAGCGGACGCAGCUGCAGGGCGCGAGGAGGCGUUCAUUGGAUACAGCGAGCGCGCAGCUGAGUGCAAAGACCGGCUGGAGGACUGCCACGGAAAAGCAAAGCGUAAUGGCUGCAUCCGCGACCCCUAUAACAUGCGGACAUUCUGCCCAAUUUCGUGCGGGGUGUCCAAGUGCAUGUCGACGGGGACGCUGAAGGUCCGCCACCGCGGCUCGGUCACACAGGAGGACACGUCAGCGUUCGCCCAGCGCUGGACGGCGGGGCAGCUGGGCAAGCAGGGGGCCAGCGCGGGCGCGCACUCCCACUUCCGCAACAUCAUGCUAGGAGGCGACAAGCUGCAGCUGAGCUCUGUGGGUGUGGGCACCUACCUGGGCGCACUGGACGCCCGCACCGACGAGGCGGUGGCGGCGGCGGUCGUCUACUCGGUGGCGUCGGGCUGGAACGUCAUCGACACAGCCAGUAAUUACCGCUGGGGCCGCGCCGAGGCCGCUGUGGGCGCGGCUCUGGACUCACUGCUGGCGGGUGCGUCCGUGAGGGACUUCCUGCAGGAUGGCGCCUACGCUGCCGACGUCACUCGCGGCAUGCUGUUCAUCAGCACCAAGGCCGGGUUUGUGGAUGAGGCGCUGGUGCGACAGCUGGUCAAGGACAAGGCUCUGAGCCGCAAGGAGGUGGUGUCCGGGCACAGCCUGGCGCCCGCCUACCUGCGAGCCAGCGUGGAGGCCUCGCUGGAGCGACUCAACCUGCACACGGUGGACCUGGUGUAUCUACACAACCCGGCGGAGAUGCAGCUGCAGGCGCUGGGCAAGGCGGGAUUCAGGAGCAAGAUGGUGCAGGCCUUCAAGGCGCUUGAGGAGCUGCGGGCGGCGGGGUCUGUGCGCCACUACGGCGUGGCCAGCUGGGACUGCUUCCGGGUGCCGCCCACGGACGCAGGCCACCUCAGUCUGGAGGAGGUGGUGUCGUGGGCUCGCGAGGCGGGCGGUGAGAAGCACGGCUUGGCAGCCAUACAGCUGCCGGUGAGUGCCAGCAUGCCUGAGGCCUGGUCGCAGCCGUGGCAGCUGGUGGGCAACAACAGCGUCACCGUCAUGAAGGCCGCCGAGGAGCUGGGCCUGGCCGUGUUCACGUCCGGACCCCUGGGCGAGGGCGACCUGCUGAAGCGGCUGACGGGCCGACUGGACGGGGUGGUGGAGCUGCGAGGGCAGACCACCACCGCGCAGAAACUGAUCCAGAUUGCGCGGAGCACUCCCGGCAAGGCCAUGGCCACGGCCCUGGUGGGCCACAAGACGCGGGAGUUCGUGGUGUCCAACACGGCGCUGGCCGCAGUCGACCCCAUGCCGGAGUCGGACUUCCAUAGCGCCAUGAAGGCGGUGCGGGCCAUCAUGAGCGAGGGGGGCGCGGCGGCAGACGACGUGGGCGCCGACGCCGGUGGUAGCGGCGCCGCCAGCUCGACCUAGACAGCGAACGCAGCGAAUGGUGAUCAGUAUUAUUGGUGAACGGGUCUGAAAAACAGUAAUGGUGAAUGGGUCUUAUCAGUAGCGGUGGUGAAUGGGUCUGAUCGGUAGCAGUGGUGAAUGGGUGUAUUUAGUAGUAGUGCUGAGCGGGUGUGAUCAGUGGUAGUGGUGAACGGGUCUGACGUACCGUAUUGUGUGCGUGCGCGUGAUCUCUCAUGGCCGGACAUGGGGCCGGGUGGACAAGUGCGCCGUGGAUGCAGCGGAGGGGUUUGCGUCAGCAUCGACGGAAACCCGGACUUCCGUCUAUCUAUGGGCGGUGGUCGACUGCCGGUGGUCAACCGCCUUUGUGCAGCGCACACACCACACAUGUCGUGCUCGCGCAUGGAUCAGGGUCACAUGCCGGUGUGUACAUGGCAUACUGGCCCAAACAGGAAUGGUGUUGCCUAGUCGCGACAGUUUCGACCAUGCAGUGGCUUGUCCUUGCAUGAGUCCCAUCACAUUUGGGUGACACACUUUGCGCGUGUGGUAGUGCGGUAACAUGGUCGCCGUCUCUUUGUCUUGUCCACGUAGUCAUGUACCGGUAUACCGACAAAGUAAUCCUGCUGACUAUGUAUGUGUGUAGAACGUGUGUGUGGGGGGGGGUUAGGCUUGGGUUUUGGGACAUGCGUGAGCGGCCCCGCCAAGGCGGUCCACGCGGUUAUGGGACGUGCCCCGUGCUGUAAGCUGGCGGCGCAGGGGAAGAGCCUAUGAGGGAGGGGUGGCUGGGGACGAAUAGGGUUACUGGCAAGACAUUCUACGCGGUUGGCGCGGUUCGCAGCGUGGGCGCGUUGAGAGGCGGCCAUGUGCGUAACUGAUUGCGGCGUGAUCCGCAGCGCGAACAGAUUGUGAGGCAACCAUUUUGCCGAUUCGUGUCACUGACCUCCUGACCGCCAUGCACGUUUUCCUCUCUGACAAUCC